AGAAAAUUAACGCAACUAGUAGAGUUCAUUUUAGAGCCCAACUAAAACGGCUUGGUCUGGCAUUUAAAUCAGAAGUUUAAACUGCCAUUUAAGCGGGUGACAGCGCGUGAUGAGGCUGGGAAGCCCUUAUCCGAGCCCCAUUCCAGCCAGGUUAGCAUUCGGAGUUCCUCUGGAAGACGUUUUUCCUGCUUGCUACGUACAUCCGAGGCUCCAGAAUUUCUUUGCCAAAGCCCUGCAGACCUACAGAGAGCAGGAAGGCGAUAUCGAAUGGGUUUUGAGAUGCGGCCAAGGCUCUAUAGAAGAGCGACUAACGCUGAAGAAUCAACUGGUGCUUUCCCCAAACGGCCAUCUGGAAAGCAGCGCCCCAGGAGCGUACUUGUGGGUGAUUAGACACUUUUUGGGGCUGCUGCCUCUGCCGCUGUUUCCCAGCUUCACUAAAGGCGCCAACUUUGACUGGCUGCUCUUAUCUACUGGAUGCCGCAGAGCUUUCAAGUGCCACUCCUUAGCCAGAGACAGUCUCGACACAGCAAUUGCCAGGUUUCUAAACGCAUUGCCCCAGGAAAACUUGCGCUUGAUCAAAAUGUUGAUAUGCUUGCUCCGGAGGUUGGCCGCGAAGCGAAUACCUGAAGGAAAGGCCUCUCUUAGUAGAGCCUCCUUGAAGGCCUUGUCUUGUUAUUUUAGUGGGGCGCUGUUUGUGAGACCCUUUUGGCCGGGAGGGAAAGACCAGGACCGCUUCCAGCCAUUCCUGCUCUACCUGAUUGUACGAUGGAACAAAAUCGCCAUGUAUUGCAUUGCCACUGAUCAAAAUCUGGAAUGCUAUAAACCCAUUUAUCCAGCCAACACCAGCGUUAAGGAGAUCGGCUGCCAAACUCUGAGCAAAGACCCUUAUCCAGCAGAGCAAGACACUAACAACGAACUAUAUAGACUGGCCUUUGUGGACGACGAUUGUGCAAAUUUAGAGACGCAUUUCUACACAGCGCAAGACUUCUCCUUCAGGAGCCUCCUAGAUGAAGAGAAGUCCCAAAGCUGGCAAAGCAUUGUUGAGGAAACAAAACGCACCGUUCAGAAAGUCGAAGACGCCUACAUUUACGACGACUACGAAAGCUUCAAACGGGAGGAAUUCAACCAAAUUGGCAAGCCUGGCUCUUUGUUGUCCAGGUUCAUGUCAGUAAAGGCCAGCACGCCGAAAAACCAGUCGUCUGAGAGCGACAUCAGCUACAUAAAGUUUCCGGAUGUGUGCAGCGUUAGCUGCCAGAACGUGAUAAAAACAUGUGAGGACAAGACUGUGGGGCAGCAACUGUUUGAGGACAACAGUCCUGCGGCUGUUCAGAGUUCGGACAGCCAACAGCCACUGUACAGCCCAAAGGACAAAGGACAGUUUCGGAAGAUCAGCCUGCAUAUACUCCGCGCAUUCAGGCCUAAAACGGGAGCUUUUCAGAGGCAGUUGGGAUACAUGCGGAUAAGGAGUGAGGAGGCGAAUAACUUUUAAAUUCUACGUUUUGUCCUGUUGUGACUGUCCUGUGUCUUGUUUACUUAAAUAAACUUUGAUGAAUUUAUACAUGAUAA
This is a messenger RNA of Dendroctonus ponderosae (mountain pine beetle), 1566 nucleotides long. RefSeq lists its product as uncharacterized. The record is from RefSeq and is a predicted model, not a curated record. Bases 110 to 1489 code for a protein of 459 amino acids. The transcript has 7 exons. NCBI's taxonomy places the organism in Eukaryota, Metazoa, Arthropoda, Insecta, Coleoptera, Curculionidae.